AUGGAAAAAUUAGAAAAAAUUCAAGGUUUAACUCAUUCUAAUUUGGGCGUUAAAGUUGCUGCUAUGGAAGGUUUAGUUGGACUCAACUUAGAAAUGGGGCAGGAUGUUGCUUCGUCCAAAUUAGCAGAUACUUGCUUGCAACUCUUGGAUUCCAACCUUAAAUAUGGUUCUCAUGACUUUGAAGUGAUAAACCAUCUGUCUAAAGCGAUUAAGAGACUUGUGGAGUUAGUUGUAGGGAAUCAUGGAACCGGGAAUGUUGUGUUAUCACAUGGGAAGUUCUUACAUGCUAGUGGAAAAUUUUCUUCGGCGAAGGAGUAUUACCAGAAGGUAAUUCAAGGGGUGUCAGAGACUGAGAUCUCUGUUGAUCCAUCUAGUUUGGCAACUGGUAAUAUGGUCUCAGCAGAGAUUCUAUUAAGGGCCAGUUGUGCUUUAGGUCAACUUGAAGUUCAUUCAGGGUAA
Molecule: messenger RNA, 459 nt
Organism: Papaver somniferum (opium poppy)
Lineage: Eukaryota; Viridiplantae; Streptophyta; Magnoliopsida; Ranunculales; Papaveraceae
Exons: 4
Coding region: 1-459 (152 amino acids)
Cellular component (GO): mitochondrion
Source: RefSeq, a predicted model, not a curated record